AGAUAAUGGCAUCCAAACAAAAUACCAAGUUGCUCGGCCGAAGCUCCACUGCUGUCGAUAAAAUGAAAAAGUAUUACGAGUUGUGUGUUAGCGAAGACGGCGCGCACACAGACAUGAGGUAUUUAAAGGUGAGUUUUAACUGAAGUGGCUUGAGAGGAAAGACGCUUGAAGUGUGACUUGAUGUCUCUAAAUUGAUUUUCUUAGCAAUCCAUCACUUGCACACACAUUCAUUUUAAACAAAAUGUGUAGGUUUUCAAAGCAUGAUUUUGAUAUUGUGUUUGGGGUCAGAGUAAGUUGUGUUCAGCCAAAGGAGCGCGAGUAUAUUAGUGAACAAGGCGUGAUAUUGUCAUUGAUGAUGGGCCGGAUGGUCAAUAUAUAUAUAUAUAUAUAUAUAUAUAUGUGUACAAGGAGGAGUAAGAGAUAAGGAAUUACUUCGAAAGUAUUAUUAUAUAAAAUAAAAUAUAUCUUAGACUCUUGCCUGCAUGAAGUGAUUCCUGUUUAAUACAAUGUUUGUAUCUACAAUAAAAUGAUUUCAUAAAUAAAAUCUUUUAUGAUAUUUUGAAAAUUAAAAAAAACCAAUUAAAACAACGACUCACCGAAGGUGUACUAGGUAUAUAUAUAUAAAAGUGAACGUUUGUGGGUUUGUAUGUCUGUCUGUCUGUCUGUUCCACAAAUGCUUUUACGUGGAUUGAUGGAUCUUGACCAAACUUGGCACAUAAUUCCUAAAGGAACUCUUAAGGGGUUAUGAACUUUUUAUAACAUUCCGUUAGGGGCCGGGGGCCCAGAGUUCUUUUUUUUUUAUCCCUUAUACGAGCUAUAUAAAAAUAAUUAACCACAAAUACUCCUACAUGAGUCGAUGGAUCUUGACCAAACUUAGUCUACAUACACAUGACAAUCCAUGUUCAAAUACCGAAGGGUGCAGAACUCAUAAUAUCCAUUUCUCUGGGGCCGGGGGCACCAGUUCAUUUUUCAUUAUAUAAGCUAUAUAAAUAUCUAUAGGCUUAAAACUCCUACAUGAGUAGAUGGAUCUUGACCAAACUUAGUAUACAUAAACUUUAUUAUCCAUCUUCAUAUACCGACGGGUAUUGAACUCAUAAUAUCCAUUCAUGUGGGGCCGGGGACACCAUUUCAUUUUUUCUUAUAUAAGCCAUAUAAAUAUCAAUAGGCUUAGACAAUACAAUAGUUUCUAUGGAAAUUGAAGGAUAUAGGCCUAGCGUUGUAUCAAUACUCUUCAUCGUCCGUAUUGAAAUACCGGUGGAUUUAAAACUAAUAAUAUCCAUUCUAGAAUUUUCCAGAAAGUUCGAUAAUUUUAAAAAGCUAUAUCUAUAACAUUUUUAAGUAGAUUUAAAUGGGACCAAUUUUAAAUUUUAACUCUAUUAUUUAUCCGUCUGAUAUUUGUAGGGUCCCUCAUCUCAGACCAAACUAAAAAGCUACUUUAUUAUAUAUUCUUACUAUUAUGUCAAGCAAACCCAGCCUCCCCAACAACCCCACCAUCCCCAACAACCCCACUCAUCCCAUAACACAAACUUUAAACAAUGGGUUACUUGGCUUCUUUAAAAAAAAAAUAUUUACCCACCAAAGAAUUUCCUGUAUCCACAUUAGAAGCUGAUCGGUGACCUCGGUUCAUGGACUUUAACCAAUGCUGGUGUCCCACCGUUCGAUCCGGAGAACUGGAGCAUGCAGACGGCGCUACUGAAGUCACACAGCAUGUCCGUGUUCACGCUGUUCAAAGUGGAAGUGUUGAAGAAAUGGAGUAAACCAGGAGGCCGCGAUCCCGAGAACAUAAUAUUUGUAAGUUGUGCGCGAUCUGUGUUUGUCUGGCGUGUUGGGAGGACAAGACUUGGCGCCCGACAGGCACGCAGUGCUCAUCUAGCUGCUCUGUGGCAGUGAGGCUUUCACCGCGAGGCGCCCAGGCCUACAGUGCUCAUCUAGCUGCUCUGUGGCAGUGAGGCUUUCACCGCGAGGCGCCCAGGCCCGCAGGGCUAGGCUAGCUGCUCUGUGGCAGUGAGGCUUUCACAGCGAGGCGCCCAGGCCUGCAGUGCUCAGAUAGAUGCUCUGUGGCAGUGACGCUUGCACCGCGAGUCAUACGCUCUUCACGAGCGAAAAUUCAACAGCUCCAUCUAAGAUGUCUGAUGGUCGACGGCAGGACCAUGAGACUAUAAAACAGGGAUUUUAAAAAGUGCCCAAACGGGCAGAAGCAUGAUCUCCACGCAUAGAUGCGCAUUCGAUGGCUAGGCCUUGUCAAGUAAUAAAGGCCGGGUGUCAAGGGUAUGAGAAUCACUGCUGUUAUGUUUGGGGUUAGAUUAAGUUGUGUUCACCCGAAGGUGUGCGAGUAUAAGUAAACAAGGCGUGAUAUUGUCAUUGAUGAUGGGCCGGAGGUUGUACAUAUAAUUAUGUAUAUAUAGUGUGCCAGGAAAGAGACAGUGUAUUCUGAUUGUACAUAGAGUAGUGAGAGAUAAGGGACUACUUAGAAAGGAUUAUUAGUGCCUGUUUUUUAUAACGAUUUCAUUACGUGAUUGUAAUACUUCGAAAUGAUUAUUAGUGACUUUGAAUAGGAAGGAUUUUGAUAGAUGAUUUUCCGGAUAAUAAAGUUGUUCGUUAUGUGACAUAUAAUACUCAGUACUUUGGUGAUUUGUGCUGCAUGGCUAUUAGCUCAGUACUGAGUCCCAGAGCGUAAUUGUGCAAGUGUAUUACAUGAUCCACAACAUGUGUACGUAGCAGCAAUGGUAGUAGUCUCAGACACAACACCGGGCGAAUUCCGAAGGACCCGCUGAAUGGAGAACUGUCAGAGGGGGCCAGACAUACUGCACGCCCGCGAAGGUGCUGAGACUUUUAAAAGUAACAUGAAGGCUGCCAACAUUGACAUGAAGGCUGCCAACAUUGAAAUGAAGGCUGCCAACAUUGACAUGAAGGCUGCCAACAUUGACAUGAAGGCUGCCAACAUUGACAUGAAGGCUGCCAACAUUGACAUGAAGGCUGCCAACAUUGACAUGAAGGCUGCCAACAUUGACAUGAAGGCUGCCAACAUUGACAUGAAGGCUGCCAACAUUGACAUGAAGGCUGCCAACAUUGACAUGAAGGCUGCCAACAUUGACAUGGAGGAUGAUGAGAGGAUUGCUGAUGACCGCUUCGGCUGACGAACUUCUGUAAAUUAAAAAAAUGGGGGGGGGGGGGAGUCAAUGUAGAACAUUGUGGUAGUAAAUUGUUGAAACAUAAUAUGUGAUUGGAGCAAACGAAAUAUGUGGUUGGACCAAAGGAAAUAUGUGGUUGGACCAAACGAAAUAUGUGGUUGGACCAAAGGAAAUAUGUGGUUGGACCAAACGAAAUAUGUGGUUGGACCAAAGGAAAUAUGUGGUUGGACCAAACGAAAUAUGUGGUUGGACCAAACGAAAUAUGUGGUUGGACCAAACGAAAUAUGUGGUUGGACCAAACGAAAUAUGUGGUUGGAGCAAAUAAAAUAUGUGGUUGGACCAAACGAAAUAUGUGGUUGGACCAAACGAAAUAUGUGGUUGGACCAAACGAAAUAUGUGAUUGGACAAAACAAAAUAUGUGAUUGGACCAAUUAUAUAAAAGAAAGUCAUACAAUCUCUUACAUAAAAUUUGCGUUUGUUGUGUCCUGCUUCCUUAUCACAACCUCCCCUUCUUCCUACUCAACAUUUGUUUAUAUUAAUAGUUGUGAGUGAAAAAAGCUGUCACGCAGCAAGCGUCAUGUUAGACGGUUGAACUCUAGUAAAAAGAUUGAAUUUUUCUUUAGGUGGAGGCGACUACUAUGUGAAUCAAAUAAAGAGCCACAUGUGUAGUGUAGGACUGUGUGUAGUGCUAUCUCCAGGACUGUCUUUAGGACAAAACGGAAGCACUCCUCAUCCACAAUCACACAUCAUCCUCUACCUCAACUCUUCCUACCUCAUUUCAUGUAGGUAACUCUGACGUACGGUUUACACCCUCUGUUAGGAAUCUUGGUUAUAUUCUUUCUAACAACAUGUCUCUCGAAAAACAUAUGUCUCACAGUUGUCGUUCAGCGUACACCACUAUCCGUCAGAUCAACUCACAGAUCACAGUUAGCGCUACAAAAACUCUAGUCUGUGCUCUUGUUCUCUCUCAUCUUGACUAUUGCAACUAUCUUCUGUCAGGUUCACCAAAACACUGCAUAGAAAAUCUGCAGAAAGUUCAAAACUCAGCUGCCAGGCUAGUUUUAAAGGCAAAAAAAAGUGAUCACGUCACUCCACUACUCCAUUCCCUUCAUUGGCUACCUAUACAGGCACGCAUCGACUACAAGUUGUCUGUUCUCUGUCACAACUUUUUCUUGGAUUUCUGCCCUUCCUAUCUAACCGAACUUCUUUCUGUCUAUUCACCCCUUCGACAGCUUCGCUCCUCUGCAGACAGGCGUAUUCUGUCCGUUCCCAAGAUACACACUAAAACAUAUGGUGAACGAUCUUUCUCUUUCUGCACCCCCAAACAAUGGAAUUCUUUGCCACUACACAUACGCAAUAUAUCAACCACACAGGCCUUCAAAACUGCACUCAAAACAUAUCUUUUUAAAUUAUACUACCCUGACUGAUUCCUCUCCUCUGACCGAUAAAUGAUCUUGCUGGCUCCCGUCCAUGGUUUGCCUUGUAAAAUCUUUGUGGUGGGGUGGGUUGCUGUUCUUUAUUUCAUAAAUGUAUUUUAUUUUAAUGUCAUGAUUAUGUUUCUUUUGAUAAAAAAUUUUAUGUACAGCGUGGUGAGCCCAGCCCUAGGCUGGGGUACCACGCUAUAUAAGACCUCUUAUUAUUAUUAUUGGUGAAAGGCCAACAGGUAGGGCGGAGGACUGCCUAUUGUUAAUAGCAGCAUAUCCUGUCUGAAAGGUACAUCCAAACCUUGCCAUAUUUACAAUGAAUUCACUGAAUAUUUCAUGUGGUUUGAUUUUUCGGCUUAAGCUAACGAGAAACUCUGAGACGCUUCAAGCCGCGAAAAGCAGAGACUUCUUGUAAAUUGCUAGGCUAUCGGUCUUUGGUUACCGAUGACAGUUCCUGAACUUUAUGAAAUGUGGGGUUCAAAUAAUUAUUCUAAUGCCCAUAAUUAAUUUCAGUUUAAUUAACAUACUGUAGAUCAGGCCUGCACAACUCAGAAUGUCAGGCGGGCCGUGAUACCUUUAGCAAAACUUGUGCGGGCCGAAAGAUAAAUGGACAGGGUUGGGGGGGGGGUAGCUUUUAAGAAAAUAAUAAUAAUAAAGAAUAUUUCGUUACCUCGCGGACCGCAAAGUGCGUGCUGGCGGGCCGUAUGUUGUGCAGGCCAGUUGCUGGUCCAACAGUUUGGAACGCCCUUCCUGUCGAUCUCAGAAACAACCAGACACUGGAAUCCUUUAAAACCGAUCUAAAGACACAUCUAUUUCGCAAAUAUCUACUGGGAUGAUGGUCUACCUUAUUUUCCAGUUAAUGCAUAAUGGCUGUGUUGCUCCGGGUUGAAAUGGCUAGAAAGACUUUGCAAUUGUAUGCUUGUAAUUAGUUUUUGUAGUGUUGCGUUUGUUUUAAAUGUGGUUAAUUAUAGAUAUGUUUUUUGUUGACUUUGUACCGCGCUUCGAGCCUUUGGGGAUGAAGCGUGUUUUUGAAAUGAACUUUAUUAUUAUUAUUAUUAGAUAACGGUAUUGUUUUUAUCAUGUAAUUUAUUGCUUUUUAAGAUCAACUGCCAAUCAUAACGUGUAAACGGAAACAUGGCGGGGAAAAGAAGAGACGUGCGAGAGAAUGUGACGAAUGACUGCACUGCGACACAUGGUCAGCAGAGGAGUAGGGGAGAUUGAAGGGUGUUGCCCGCGGCUCCCCGAUUGUAGAUGCUUGAUUUGGUUUUUGAUUUUAUUUAUUUCGCAUCUUUCUCGCUCUGACCAGUUAGACCAAGACCAGUCAGACGUGUUUCGUGUGAUGGCCAUGUUUGAGCCUGGGGACGAGUUCCUAGAAUUAGCC
Lymnaea stagnalis (great pond snail) is the source of this 5936-nucleotide messenger RNA. Lineage: Eukaryota; Metazoa; Mollusca; Gastropoda; Lymnaeidae. The record is from the annotation of a GenBank genome assembly.